Messenger RNA from Anopheles moucheti, 310 nucleotides. RefSeq names its product COP9 signalosome complex subunit 9. The coding region runs from base 75 to 260 and encodes 61 amino acids. The transcript is spliced from 3 exons. NCBI's taxonomy places the organism in Eukaryota, Metazoa, Arthropoda, Insecta, Diptera, Culicidae. Gene Ontology annotation, biological process: negative regulation of protein neddylation. The record is from RefSeq and is a predicted model, not a curated record.
UAUAGGUAAACACAUUUCGAACGCAGUGCUGGUCAUCAAAAGGAUCUAGUGUAUUUGUUUGCAGUAAUAUUAAUAUGAAGCCGAUUGUAGUUGCAGACGAAAUGUUUCCAGAAGGACCAGGGCCAUUUAUGGAUCUGGAAGAGGCAGGGGGAUCGUCGGGCUUGUUAAUGGAUUUAGCGGCGAACGAGAAAGACGUGCAUGCUGAUUUUUUUAAUGAAUUUGAAGAUUUGUUCGAUGAAGAUGAAGAGGGACAAAUGUAAAUAAUGUUCUUACGCUUACAUUAAAGGCAUAAUUGCUUCUUAUAAAAAGA